Messenger RNA from Cynara cardunculus var. scolymus (artichoke), 2864 nucleotides. RefSeq names its product transcription factor LAF1-like. The transcript is spliced from 4 exons. The record is from RefSeq and is a predicted model, not a curated record. Lineage: Eukaryota; Viridiplantae; Streptophyta; Magnoliopsida; Asterales; Asteraceae. The coding region runs from base 2021 to 2836 and encodes 271 amino acids.
UUUUGGAGCCUCUUUGAGGUAUUUUGAUGAUACCCUAACGCGUUUCUCAAAAUCCCAUCAUAACCGUACCCUCUAAAAGUCAAAUUUCAUUAGUUGAGAGAUUUUGAGUUUCUCAUGUGCAUAUUUGGUGUUCAUUGAAAGAAAUAGUAAUUGUGAACCUUUUUGGAGGAUGAGUGAGGACCAAAAGGGUGAUCAUUGCAGAUGAUAUUGUAAUGACAUUUAGGAAGGCGAAGUUGAUGGUGGAUAGUGACAAUUUAUGAGCAGGGGAACAACACGUAAGCAGGAAUCAUGCCUAACUUUCCAGGACCACAGAGUGAGAACACUUCAGUAUAAUAAAGAGGGCAGAUUAACAAAUAAGUCAAUUAUGAUGGUAUGAUCAGAUUAGUUUAUUAGAAAAUUUGCUAAAGCCUGAGCCUGUCCCAUUCAGCAGUCAACCAAGAAAAGUAAAUGAUUGGAGAUUAACUGCUUUCAAAGAUAAAUUUUCCAUAUGUAAGAGUGGAUUUGUUUCUUCAAUUAGCAAUUUGAUAGUGAUGCAUAUAUAUCGUUAGACUUUAAGCUUCUAUAUUUGACCCUACGAAGCCAUAUAAUAUUAUCAUUCACUGUAAAUGAGAAAAAAAGGUACAAAUCUCAUACUUUAUCUACUAAUUGCUAUGUGUGUUGUGAUUUAUAUAGUUCUGAUAAGUUACCACGAGCCAUGGCUGACGUGUUCCCAGGUUCAAGGGCAGCCAAAGGGAUGAAGUCAUUGAUGGUUAACCAAUCAUGAAGCCUGCCUGCUGACUCGCUGGGUUUUGUUUCAUCCAGCAUGUAAAGAUGAUAUAGUUUUCCCACAAAACUUGGAUUCCAAUGAAACUUAACACGUUUCACAGGUCAAUGUAGUAGUUUACUUACUUUGUAGUAUUCUAAUGAGCUUUUCAGCUCAUUCUUCAUAACAAACUCUCUUCUUUUCCCACUGGAAUCUUGUGAAGGGUGACUAAAUUUCACAAAUCAAUAUAAUGGAUAAACUUACAUGAACUGCUGUAACGAGUAAAAAACACAGAAAUACUCCCAUUUGGAGCAAAAGUUGAUAAGAAAUGUCACCAGAAUUGAUUCUGUUUUUAAAUUGGUUUCUUGAAAGAUGACGAUGCAUUUAAAAUAAGCAUUACUGAUGAUUUUGGUGAACAGAAACUUCAUCUUUAGGUUCUCCACUCAUGGUAAUUUUCUUGGAAUUGUGUUGAUCGAAGGAAGUUUCCCAAUCACCCUAAUGUUAGAUUAAGUAGACUUUGUUUCGGAUAUUAUAGUUCAUUGGCAUGGAAACCAUGAGUGUAAGGGAAGGUAUUAGUUAAUUAGUUUUUGACUAUAAGAGAGAGUUGACAUAAGGUUUAUGUUUCUUAUAUAUAUAGAUACACAAAUUGCAAAGUUAGAAGCAGUCAAAAGAGUGCACUUCUACUCCCCCCUAAUCUAUUCAUUUUCUUCUUUUCCUAUUGGAGCGGCUGCUACCUGCCCCCCCAUCUCAGACAAAGGGUGAUAAUAGUUAUACCGUGUCAUUAUUUUAGAGGUUGACCAACGACCUUUUCGUUAUCUCAAUCAGAGUUACGCAUAGGGUAGAUUAACAAUUUAUUCAUACAUCUCUCUGUUAAAAAGUCGGCUUGUUUGCGUCAUUAUGACCUCAGCUGGUGAGAUAACAAACUUUUGCAUCACCAAGAAAACGAACCACUGGUUGAUAAAUGCAUAUCAGUUAGUUUCUUCGAAAUUUUGUGGAGUGUAUUACGUCGACAGUCAAAGUCAAAUGCUAUCGUAUAGAGGUUUAGCUCAAAUUCUCUCAAGGGGACAGUUAUUCGUGCGUUUAUUUAUAUUGUAGAUUCACUUUGUGCAUUAGGUUAAUCAAUCUGUUCUCUUUGGGUAAAAUGUACAAGGAGGUCUGCCAACUUGAUUAUUUAAUAAGUUUAUAUCAUAAGGAAUCUUCUUUUUAUAGCCUCACUUUCUAUUACUCGCAUGAAGUCGUGUUUCUCAUUUAUUGUUCAUUAGAUUCCCAUUCUUCACAAUGAGGUCUAAGUCAUCAGAAAACGCAAAGCUAAAGCAUAAGAAGGGAUUAUGGUCACCGGAUGAAGAUCAAAAGCUCAGAGAUUACAUUCUAAACCAUGGUCUUGGCUGCUGGAGUGCUGUCUCCACUCAUGCUGGUUUGCAAAGGAAUGGGAAGAGCUGCAGAUUAAGAUGGAUUAAUUAUCUUCGACCAGGAUUAAAGCGAGGAAUAUUCACCCGACACGAGGAGGAGAUCAUCCUAACCCUUCACGGCAUGCUAGGCAAUAAGUGGUCUCAGAUGUCACAACAUUUGCCUGGAAGGACUGAUAAUGAGAUAAAGAACCACUGGCAUUCUUAUAUGAAGAAGAAAGUAGAGAAUUUGGAAAACACGAAAUCUCGAGCUGUAUUUUUAGACACACAGAAAAUUCCAUCUCCGUUGAACUAUACACGAGGAGAUUCAAGUCUAGAAUCUUCUGGACACCUGGAAGGGUCCUCCACGCCUUAUUCGGAAGCCGAUGGUUCCAGAAAGUUACCAAAGAUUAUAUUUGCUGAUUGGCUCGCACUAGAUCAAUUUCGCAACUUUGACACUUCGUACCGGUCGUUAGUUUCAAGAAACACGUAUCGUUAUUCUUCCGACCUUCAAAAAUCAGUUAUGAAUGGUAGUGGACAGCUGAAUGAAGGAUCAAGCUAUGGUUUGGUGGAUCAUCAAGAUGUAGAAAAUGAUUUGUAUGACUUAAUCUGUGCAGAUAAGAUGUGUCAAAACUUGAGCUAUAGUGAUGUAUCAUUGUAUAGUUGUGAUGACUUAGCCAGUCUGACACAAGAUUUCUUUAUAUGCUAAGACUUCUCUGUAACAUUUUAUUUGUGCA